This is a messenger RNA of Varanus komodoensis (Komodo dragon), 3203 nucleotides long. It is a transcript of the gene GRIN1, whose product is annotated as glutamate ionotropic receptor NMDA type subunit 1. The transcript is spliced from 19 exons. Lineage: Eukaryota; Metazoa; Chordata; Lepidosauria; Squamata; Varanidae. The record is from RefSeq and is a predicted model, not a curated record. Gene Ontology annotation, biological process: chemical synaptic transmission; monoatomic ion transport; regulation of membrane potential. Gene Ontology annotation, cellular component: synapse; neuron projection; plasma membrane. The coding region runs from base 1 to 3000 and encodes 999 amino acids. Gene Ontology annotation, molecular function: NMDA glutamate receptor activity.
AUGAGCGCCAUGCGGCUGCUGCUGCUCGCCGUGCUCGUGUCCUUCUCGUUCGCCCGCGCCGGCUGCGAGCCCAAGAUCGUCAACAUCGGCGCCGUGCUGAGCACCAAGAAGCACGAGCAGGUCUUCCGCGAGGCCAUCAACCAGGCCAACAAGCGCCACGGCACCUGGAAGAUCCAGCUCAACGCCACCUCCGUCACGCACAAGCCCAACGCCAUCCAGAUGGCUCUGUCCGUCUGCGAGGACCUCAUCUCCAGCCAGGUCUAUGCCAUCUUAGUAAGCCACCCACCAGCUCCAAACGACCACCUGACGCCAACGCCAGUGUCCUACACGGCUGGAUUCUAUAGGAUCCCUGUCAUUGGGCUGACAACGCGCAUGUCCAUCUAUUCAGAUAAGAGCAUCCACCUGUCCUUCCUGCGCACCGUGCCCCCUUACUCCCACCAGUCCAACGUCUGGUUCGAGAUGAUGCGCUUUUACAAGUGGAACCACAUCAUCCUCAUUGUCAGCGAUGACCAUGAGGGAAGAGCCGCCCAGAAGAAGCUGGAGACCCUCCUAGAGGAGAAGGAGUCCAAGGCUGAGAAGGUGCUUCAGUUUGAACCCGGGACCAAGAAUGUGACGUCGCUGCUGUUGGAAGCAAAAGAGCUGGAGGCCCGCGUGAUUAUCCUCUCGGCCAGUGAGGAUGACGCCACCACGGUGUACACAGCAGCGGCGAAAGAAAACAUGACCGGCCCGGGCUACGUGUGGCUUGUGGGGGAGAGGGAGAUCUCGGGCAACGCCUUGCGGAACGCCCCUGAAGGGCUGAUCGGGCUGCAGCUCAUGAACGGGAAGAACGAGUCUGCCCACAUCCGGGACGCGGUGGCUGUCGUGGCUCAGGCUGUGCACGACCUGUUCGAGAAGGAGAACAUCACCGACCCACCCCGGGGAUGCGUGGGGAACACCAACAUCUGGAAGACGGGGCCCCUCUUCAAGAGGGUGCUGAUGCAGACCAAGUACGGGGAGGGAGUGACUGGCCGGGUCGAAUUCAACGAGGACGGGGACAGGAAAUAUGCCAACUACAGCGUCAUGAACCUGCAGAACAGCAAGUUGGUGCAAGUCGGGGUGUACAAUGGAAGCCACUUCCUGCCCAAUGACCGCAAGAUAAUCUGGCCGGGAGGAGAAACGGAAACCCCGCAGGGCUACGAAAUGUCUACGAAACUGAAGAUAGUCACGAUCCACCAGGAGCCGUUUGUCUACGUGAAGCCGACCCUGGCGGACGGGAAGUGCAAGCCGCUGCUGAACAGCACGGGGGGGCUGGUGCAGCAGGUGCUCUGCACCGGGCCGAACGAGACCAUGCCAGGCCGCCCCAGCGUGAUGCUGUGCUGCUACGGCUUCUGCAUCGACCUGCUGAUCAAGCUGGCCAAGACCAUGAACUUCACGUACGAAGUCCACCUCGUGGGCGAUGGUAAAUUUGGCACCCAAGAGCGGGUGAACAACAGCAACAAGAAGGAGUGGAACGGGAUGAUGGGGGAGCUGCUGAGCGGCCAGGCCGACAUGAUCGUGGCGCCGCUGACCAUCAACAAUGAGCGGGCCCAGUACAUCGAGUUCUCCAAGCCCUUCAAGUACCAGGGGCUCACCAUCCUCGUGAAAAAGGAAAUCCCGCGCAGCACGCUGGACUCGUUCAUGCAGCCGUUCCAGAGCACGCUGUGGCUCCUGGUGGGGCUCUCGGUGCACGUGGUGGCCGUGAUGCUCUACCUCCUGGACCGCUUCAGCCCGUUUGGCCGGUUUAAAGUGAACAGCGAGGAAGAGGAAGAGGAUGCCCUGACGCUCUCGUCCGCCAUGUGGUUUUCCUGGGGAGUCCUGCUGAACUCCGGCAUCGGAGAAGGCGCCCCGCGGAGUUUCUCGGCUCGCAUCCUGGGAAUGGUGUGGGCCGGAUUCGCCAUGAUCAUCGUGGCCUCGUACACAGCCAACCUGGCUGCCUUCCUGGUGCUGGACAGGCCCGAGGAACGGAUCACCGGCAUCAACGAUCCCAGGCUGCGAAACCCUUCGGAUAAAUUCAUCUACGCCACCGUGAAGCAAAGCUCGGUGGACAUUUACUUCCGACGGCAAGUGGAGCUGAGCACCAUGUACCGGCACAUGGAGAAGCACAACUACGAGAGCGCCGCCGAAGCCAUCCAGGCCGUCCGCGACAACAAGCUCCAUGCGUUCAUCUGGGACUCAGCCGUGCUGGAGUUCGAAGCUUCGCAGAAGUGCGACCUGGUGACCACGGGGGAGCUGUUCUUCCGCUCAGGCUUCGGCAUCGGGAUGCGCAAGGACAGCCCUUGGAAGCAGAACGUCUCUCUGGCCAUCCUCAACCUCCACGAGAACGGCUUCAUGGAGGAGCUGGACAAGACCUGGGUGAGGUAUCAAGAGUGCGACUCCCGAAGCAACGCCCCAGCAACGCUCACCUUUGAAAACAUGGCAGGUGUAUUCAUGCUGGUGGCUGGAGGUAUUGUGGCCGGGAUAUUUUUAAUAUUCAUAGAAAUAGCAUACAAAAGGCAUAAAGACGCCCGGAGGAAGCAGAUGCAACUGGCGUUUGCGGCUGUUAAUGUGUGGCGGAAAAACCUGCAGGAUAGAAAAAGUGGUAGAGCAGAACCAGACCCUAAAAAGAAAGCCACUUUUAGGUCCAUCACCUCCACCCUGGCCUCCAGCUUCAAGAGACGUAGGUCAUCCAAAGAUACGGUAAGAGGAAGCAAAACGAUUAUGCCCUCUUUCUCUCUCUCGCUCUCUCUUGCUCUCUCUCUCUCUCUCAGUCUCUCUCGCUCUCUCUCUCUCUCUCUCUUCUGCCAUCCCAUCAACUACCACACACCCCAUCCCGAAGCUGCCAGUGUAACCUACCAUAGCCUCAUGUCCGUCAAGAGUCGGUCAGUCAGUCAGUCAGUCAGUCGGUCAGUCAGUCAGUCGGUCAGUCGGUCAGUCGGUCAUUCCCGUGUCCUUCCAAAAGUUUCAGAGCCCGGGAGGGCAAGGAAGGUCUUGACUGCGUUGUAGUGUCUUGUGAAGAGUUUGGAGAUGACAGCGCAGCAGUGAGUUUCUCGUUCUUGUUUUUUUGUUUUGUUUUGUUGUGCUUCGUUUAUUUUGAACUAGACUCUUUAAUUUUAUUCUCCUUGGAAAUGUGGUUUAAAGUUUCCUCCCCCUGUUGAUGCCAACUUUAAAAAAAACUAAGUGACCCUUCCCCAUUUUCUGAGUGUUCC